GGUUACCCGCUCAUUAGUCCCUUUUCUGCUCAUCUCCGUCGUGCGCAAUCUUCUGCACCCGCUCUCUUGCGAUCCAAACCCUACUUGGGUUCACACCUCUUCCUUAUCUCCUGUCUCAUUGUUAAUUGACGUCGUUCACAACAGACUUCAAAGAAGAAAACCAGAAGAUGGGAUAGAAUCACCCAGACAUAUCGCUGGAAGAAAUGAUGAAACUAAUAGAAGGAUGGGGAGGACUUAUCCAUGAUUUCUUUAGACCACCCUCUAGGAGACUACCGUGAAGAAGAGGUCAAUGAAUUUGCAUCUUGGUUGGGUGGAUCAUAUGCUACUGAUGUUACAAAACCCUUAGAUGGAGUAUUGACUAUUCCCUUGGCAAAUGGUGAUAACAUGAAUCUUCAUAUGUCAAAGAAAGUGCACAAGGAAUUUGCAUCAAAACUGUUUGCUCUGUACCGCAUUAUAAGGAAAGCAAUGGAGAGGCAUGAAGAUUUGUCACAGACUUUGCAUAGACCUGCUGAGUUAAUAAUAGGUUCAUUUGAUGGAAUUAAGCAUGACACUGAUGGUUUUGAUAAACAAGGAAUGAGGCUUCUGCUUGCGACACUUAACAGGAUAUUUGAUUUAUUGCAGACAACUUAUGAAGGUUUGUUUUUAUUGGUGGGUUUAUUGUGUAAAUUUGGUUACUUUUUUUUGAGUUUUGCUAUUUAAUUCUCCUCAAUGAUGGUGUAAAUUUCUUGGAUUUCAGACUUCAACGGUAAAGGCAAUAUAUAUAUAUAUUUGAUUUAUUUGCACAAGGUAAGCAUUUUCUUCCGGUUUUCAUGAAUUUCCGUCUAUGGUCGAGCAUUCUCUUCAAGCGUAAUGUCCUUACUAGAAUGCUUUCCAUAUUUCCAUUGUAUCUUACAUGCAAUCCGAACUUAUAUCUUUGUGAACGUAUAUGCAGUUUCCUCUUCUGUCGAAAAGUGCAUACUUACAAAAGUUGGUUGCAAGUGGUAAUGAAGAAAACAAUGAUGAAAUUCAGAUUUCUAACAUUCCCGGAGGCCCGGUUGCCUUUGAGAUAUGUGCCAAAUUUAAUAAAAGAUGAACUUAUAUCAUUUUUCUUUUACUUGUGUACAUUGCAUAACAAAUCUAUGACACUUUUAGUCAAGUGUGAGUGUUGGUUACAUGUACGAGUCCAGACAACAGAUAUGAUUGAACUUUGGUUACCUAUAUUGACUUAAGUGAGUAGAUAUAUCAGUAGUGUGCAUUUUUUUAUUUCACAAACAAUCUUAAAAAGUUGAGUUAUUAUUAUUUUUUGAUGUAUUUUUUAAUAAUUUACUAUAACAUUAUAAAACAAUCUUAAAAAGUUGAACUGAUUUACUUAUUUUUGCCAUUUUCAUUAUGGUUU
Molecule: messenger RNA, 1375 nt
Organism: Gossypium raimondii (Peruvian cotton)
Lineage: Eukaryota; Viridiplantae; Streptophyta; Magnoliopsida; Malvales; Malvaceae
Exons: 6
Coding region: 241-699 (152 amino acids)
Cellular component (GO): endomembrane system
Source: RefSeq, a predicted model, not a curated record